Messenger RNA from Papaver somniferum (opium poppy), 1840 nucleotides. RefSeq lists its product as uncharacterized. The record is from RefSeq and is a predicted model, not a curated record. The coding region runs from base 95 to 1540 and encodes 481 amino acids. The transcript has 2 exons. Lineage: Eukaryota; Viridiplantae; Streptophyta; Magnoliopsida; Ranunculales; Papaveraceae.
AAAAAGGUGCUGAUAUUCUCAGAUAAUGUACCUCCGCUUAUUCUAGAAAAGAAAGAAAAUAGAAACAAUUUCUUGAUCUUAUCACUCCCACUGUAUGGAAGUAGUAUCAAUGUCAGCAGCAGCAGUCUCAGGGUUCCAAACUCUAAAUGCCUUAACAUCACGAAAGAUUAUAAACAGCCCAUCUUCAAAUAAGGUAAACAUCUCAUCUCAUUGUCUUUCAUUGAUUUCAACUUCAUUUUCUCAUCCAAAUUACCUACAAAUACAGAACCCCCAUAACCCUAGAAAUGAUUUUCGUUUUAUAAAUCGGUGCUCUAUUAAACCAGACAUUGAUAGUAGUGAUAAUGCAAUUGAGAAGAACAAUUCAAUUGAUGGAAGUAAUUUAGAUUUAGAUAAUCAACAGAAAAAAUUAACAGGUUUAUCUCAAAAUGAAAAACCCACAUCUUCAAUAUCAUCUAGAGGUUUGGUCUUUGAUAUGGGGAUUGAAAAUUCAUGGGAUAGUCAAGAAAUUGGAUCCCCAGUUGUGAAAAGAUUUCUCAGUGAUAAAGAAGAACGUUGGUAUAUGUGGUAUCAUGGAAGAAAUUCGUCGAAUGGGGAUACAGUUGGAUUAGCUGUUUCCAGUAAUGGGAUUCAUUGGGAAAGAGGGGGUGGAGUUGUUCAGUCGAGUUCCGAUGUGGGUUGUGUUAUGAAUUGUAGUCAAGAUUGGUGGGCUUUUGAUACUGAAAGUAUAAGACCUUCUGAGAUUGUGAUUAUGUCUAGUUCAAAAGUUCGAGUGUCUAGUGCUGUUUAUUGGCUUUACUAUACUGGGUUCAAUGCGGAACGACUUGAAGUCCCUGGUACGCCAAAAGUGCGUGUUGAAAACCCGGAGAGAAAUGGUGACGAGGGUGCUGUUUUCAGAUCAUUACCUGGAUUAGCUAUUAGUCAGGAUGGGAGGCAUUGGGCAAGAAUAGAAGGUGAACAUCAUAGCGGGGCAUCGUUUGAUGUAGGAGCAGCAAAUGAGUGGGAUUCUUUGUUUAUUGCAGAACCGAAAGUUGUUUUCCAUAAAAGUGGUGAUUUGAGAAUGUACUAUCACUCAUUUGAUGUAGAGUCUGGGAAAUUCGCAAUUGGAAUUGCAAGAUCAAGAGAUGGAAUGAAAUGGGUGAAGUUAGGGAAGAUUAUGAGCGGAGGAAAUGAAGGUUCUUUUGAUGAAUUUGGUGUGAAAAGUGCCAGUGUAGUACGGAAAAGAAACGGAGGGUAUUUGAUGGCAUACGAAGGUGUUGCAGCUAAUGGAGAGAAGAGUAUAGGGUUAGCGGAAUCGUCAGAUGGGUUAAAAGAUUGGAAUAAGUGUGUGCAUGGUGCUGUUUUAAAGCCGAGCGUUGAAGAAAAUGGUUGGGAUGAUAAAGAAGUUGGACACCCUUGUUUAGUCCAAAUGGAUGGUGAUGCUGAUGAAUGGAGGUUGUAUUAUAGAGGCAUUAGUAGUGGAGGAAGAAGUGGUAUUGGCAUGGCAAUUUCUCAAGGUAAUGACAUUACUAGUUUUAGAAGAUGGACAGGAUUUCAUUUGUAGAAAAAAAAUCUAAUAUCCGCUAACCAUCUUGAAAUAAAGGAAAAAGUAAAAGAAAAAGGUACUGGAAUUCAGAUAAUCUACCUCCAGAUAUAUCAACAAGAAUAGAGAAUUUGACCAACCACAGGGGAAAGGUAAAAGUAAUAUUCAAGCAGUAAAAGUAAAUCUACUGAUAGAAAUCAUCUGUAAAAGUGUCAGCUACAACUGAAAAUGAAAAAUUUGUAUUCUUUAAUGUACUCUAAUUGGAAUCUUAUACUGUAUAAGUAGUUCAGAAAGUGCAAUACUCUCUCACAGAAACUUAGU